AUCAAAAGCUUUUGCGUUCAGUUUUAGUACGUCGCGCCUACUGUUUCAAAGUUAUUGUGUUUGUAAAUUUUAUCAUUUACAUAAACAACAAAGUAUUUAACUUUGUUAACGAAGAAAAAAAAGCUGAUUAAUAUUUUUUGUUAUUGAAAAAGAAAAAAAGUGAUUUUCCAUAAAUAUAGGAUUAUUUAUUUUUUAUUCAAAAAAAAUAAAAAAAGAAAGAGGACUAUUUCAUCUUGUCAUCAUGCCUGUUGAAAUUGCUCCUAUAACUGAACCACACAAAAAACAUUCACAAUAUAAUGGUGAAGGAAGAAAAAUGAAUAAACUUUGUCGACAACUUUCCAUUGAGAGUCCAUGUAUCACGGGUCGUGAUUUUGUCUUUAGUUUUGAUGUUCCAGUACCAGAUGUACCAUCAAAUGGAGCAAGAAUACGUGUUGUUUGCGCUGGUGCAUGCUAUCAACCAAAACGUUCACCAAGUCUUUCAAGUUUAAAUUCAGCGUCAAGUGGAAGUAGUUUGGCAACUGAAGUCUCUGUUGAGGGUGAUUUUCCCGCUGUUAUUCCACAUCAUGGAAUGAGAGACGCUGCACUAUUUCCAGGAUAUGAAGUGGCUGGUGUUGUUGAAUCAUUGGGUACAAAUGUACCCAAUGAUUGUGGCUAUCAAGUUGGCGAAAGAGUUAUUCUUUAUCCCUAUUAUGAGGGAAUACCAAAUGGAUAUGUUGAAUAUUUGGUGGUUAAUGAUUUGAAAUAUUUAAUAAAAAUACCCGAUACAAUGCCAUUGAGUGUUGCUGCAAUGUUACCAGCUGGUGCACUAUUAGCAAUGAACACUGUAUUUGCAGCACAUGAGCAUGUUGAAAAUUUAUUGAAAGAACGAGGUGAAAAUAGUCUUUGUAAAAUACUCAUUGUUGGCACUGGUGGCCUUGCACUUUGGGCACUUCGAAUUGCUGCUUAUCAUUUUACCAAUAUGAAGGAUCGUGUUGCCAUUGCCGUUGCCACACUCAAGGAUGAUGGUCUUAUUUUGGCACAAGAAUUUCAACGUCAUUUUCCUGAUUACAGAGUGAACGUUGUUCAAUGGAGCGAGGAUCUUUAUGAGAGACAAUUGAUUGAGCGUACAAUUGAUGCAUGCCAAGGAUCAGUUGAUGUUGUAAUUGAUUUUGGUACAACAUCACGAAGUCUUCAUCGUAGCUUGCAAUGUUUAUCAAAGGGAGGUGUUGUCUUUGUCAUUAAAGAAGUUGCUGAUAGAUUACUUCCAAAAUUUAGUAGAAAAGCUGAUGAACGACAACAGAGUAUUAAACCAGUUGAACCGGGUACACUUGAACAACUCAAAGAAUUGGUACAAUUGGUUGCAUCAGGUGAAUUAGAACCACCACCACAUACAGUUUAUCCAGCUGAAGAGGCACUCGAUGUUGUUCAUAAACUUUGUCAUUCGGAAAUUUAUGGCAGAGCUAUUUUGCGCUUCUAUCCGACCGAUUAAAAAUAUUCACGCUCUUGAGGAGCAUAUAUUUAUAUUUCACGAUAUGAAAGUCGUGGAAAAAAUUGUUGCAUCUUUGCGAGUUUUUAAAGCAUCGAUAAAAAAACAAAAAAACAAAAAAAAAAAAUGGUUAUAACGCGCUACUCGCACGCGUUUCUUUUUCAAUAAGUCUCAUACUCGCCAUGGUUUUUACUUCGAGAAACAUAAUGUCAAUGAUUGUCAUAUAAGGUUAAUUAUUGGGUCUCGAUUAAUGCACAUAAUCAGCUAAAAAAAGAAACAUCUGAAAUAGUCGAGCAAAUUAUAUUCAAAAAUCCUUCUUGUCAAAUAGGGCCUCAAAAAAAAAAAUUGAAAUUCUAAUAUGUAUCCAAUUUUAUACAAUUUUGUAUCUUAAAUUCCCCCAAAGAAGACCUGAUCCACUUAUUGUGGUCAAUUAUUAUAAACGAGAAUGGAUUAGUGCUUGAUAAAUGAAAAUAAUUAUUUGCUUGACAGAUGUUUCAAGAGAAAUUUCUCUCAUAUCUAAUUUUUUUUUCCACUAAUAUAUAUCAAUCAAUUUUUUUUAGAAAUUAUAAACUAUUAGAUGUUUAAUGAAAUUUCAUAUUCAAGUUUAGCAAUUUAAGAAAUUCAAUAAUUAGAAAUUUAAAAAAAAAUAAAUUAAAUUUAAUGUUCAGAAAAAAAAAUUAACGUUAAAUUAAAAUAAGAUACGUUUUAAAGAAAACAAUUCUGAUUAAUCGAGGCUGUAUACCGUGACAUUAUAUUUAAUGUUAGUCGUAGAAUGUUCUUAAAACAGUGGAUUUAGUAUUGAGACGUGAGCUAAAGAAGGGAUAUGAGGAAAAAAAAAAAAAAUGUUCGUUACUGCAUUUAGGCCAUUACAUAGAGUUAUUAAAAGAAAAAAAAAAUGGCCUGUGAAAUAAGUUAUGUAAUUUCUCGUUGUUCACCUUUUAAAUAGAAUCAGUAUUUCUUUCAGUUGAUAUUUUGAGUGAAGUUGCCGAAAAUCUUACAAUUUACUAUAAGUAAAUCGGAUUAGUUACAGGAUAUAAUGUGCAAAAUGCUUUAUAUCGCAGUUCUACAAUAUUAUUGUACCUUGAAAGACUGUUCGUUUAUUUAAACGCUUUUUUUACUAUUAAUUAUUAUUAGACGAUAUAAUUAUAGUCAAUAAGCACACGUCAUUAUAAAUUAAUUAUAAGAAUAGUUACGACAGUGUAAAUGUAUUAUAAACAUGUAUUGCAAUAUAGCGAUUACGAUUUUUCUAUAA
Leptopilina boulardi is the source of this 2717-nucleotide messenger RNA. RefSeq lists its product as uncharacterized. The transcript is spliced from 3 exons. Lineage: Eukaryota; Metazoa; Arthropoda; Insecta; Hymenoptera; Figitidae. Gene Ontology annotation, molecular function: oxidoreductase activity. The record is from RefSeq and is a predicted model, not a curated record. Bases 242 to 1468 code for a protein of 408 amino acids.